CACAUUCGAGAGACGGCAGAGAUGUUGAGUGUGCAUUUGUAGGCCAAGCCAUCGCAUGGUAUGUUGAAAUUUACACCAUGUUUGGUUUGGUGUAUUGGCAUAGCCAAUACACCCCUAAUCGGUGGGCCCUAUUUAAUCCCCAUUUAAUCUGUUGUUUGGUUGGUUGUAUUACCAUUACGUCUCAAAUCUGUUCCUUCCCUAAUACACCCGGUCCCGUAAUAGCUAUUCCCCCCAUUCAGCGCCGAUUAGAGAAUCCUUACCCAUUUCUUAUUUUCGUUUCCUUUUUCUGCCCUCAUAGAUUUCUGCUUCUUCUUUCAUCGGCAUUGCAGAUCUAUCCUCAUUUCUUCUGCUUUCAUAACAAAUCCUCAACAUUGUCUUCAUCGGAGGCCGAUUUCAGAGAAAAGGCUGCUGAAUUGGAAGAUUUCUCACUGACUUCAAUCAUUUCAACUGAUGCUGGACAAGAGUUAUUUGGUGCUAGAGCUGAAAACCCGAAUCAAGAAGUACUUUGAAGGGGAUGAAGAGGCACUCCCUUCAGUUCUUAGGCCAUUUUGCGGAGAAAGUUAGCUGGGAAACAUGAGGAGACCGAUGAUGAAUUGAUGGAUGAAUUAGAGGUGCAACCACGAGACGAUGUGGAUGAUGAAGAGUUCGAGUCAGAUUUUGAUAAUUUGUACUCGAUUGAUGAAGAGAUACUUGCAAUGUUUUUGAUGAAAUAAAGUGUGGAUAGAAAACCUGUCAAUACUUGCAAUGUUUGUCCAUAAUGUUUGUAAAUGAGAAAUGACCCUAGUCUACAUCAUUUCUCAAAGCCCGCGAUUGCAUGUAAAUGUCACUAGAAAGCUGUUGCUAAGGCUUAAGAAUCUGUUUUAUGAGUCAGUGUUAGUUGUUUCAAGUUCACUUUAAUGUCACUCUGUUUACUGCUUUAUAGUUUAACUUUUGUAUGGUAAGUGAUUUGUAUACUAAUUGUUUCUCUUGAAUAUGCAUGCAGAACUUAUAUAUUAGAAGUUACAAACACAGAUUUGCUGGUUGAUAACAAA
Messenger RNA from Gossypium raimondii (Peruvian cotton), 1031 nucleotides. RefSeq lists its product as uncharacterized. The transcript is spliced from 3 exons. The coding region runs from base 78 to 509 and encodes 143 amino acids. NCBI's taxonomy places the organism in Eukaryota, Viridiplantae, Streptophyta, Magnoliopsida, Malvales, Malvaceae. The record is from RefSeq and is a predicted model, not a curated record.